Trifolium pratense (red clover) is the source of this 1099-nucleotide messenger RNA. RefSeq names its product vesicle transport v-SNARE 12. Lineage: Eukaryota; Viridiplantae; Streptophyta; Magnoliopsida; Fabales; Fabaceae. The transcript has 6 exons. The coding region runs from base 181 to 849 and encodes 222 amino acids. Gene Ontology annotation, molecular function: SNARE binding; SNAP receptor activity. Gene Ontology annotation, cellular component: endoplasmic reticulum membrane; late endosome membrane; SNARE complex. The record is from RefSeq and is a predicted model, not a curated record. Gene Ontology annotation, biological process: vesicle-mediated transport; vesicle fusion; intracellular protein transport.
GUGACUUGUAUACAACCUAACGUAACGCCAUCAUCAACCGGCAACCGCCAAAGCGACAUCAUCAAGACUAAAGUCCAAACUCUCCGAACCGCACUCGAUCCUUUCCUCCCUCUUUUCUUUCAGAUCCCUCAGCUCACACUAUCAUUCGAUCUAAUCUAACUUAGAAAGAAAAUUAGCAAGAUGAGUGAAGUUUUCGAAGGUUACGAGCGUCAAUACUGUGAACUCUCUGCUAAUCUCGCUCGCAAAUGCAGUUCCACUUCUCUUCUUUCUGCUCAAGAAGAGAAGCUGCAAAAGUUUUCUGAGAUCAAAACUGGACUUGAUGACGCAGAUGUUCUGAUCCGGAAGAUGGACCUUGAGGCAAGAAGUCUGCAGCCAAGUGCAAAAGCAAUGCUUCUUGCGAAAUUGAGGGAAUACAAAUCUGAUCUAAACAACUUGAAAAAAGAAUUUAAAAGGUUAACAUCUCCCAGUGCUGAUCAGGCUGCCCGGGACGAUUUGUUAGAGACCGGAAGGGCGGAUGCACAUUUGGCAUCUGCUGAUCAGAGAGAACGAUUAACUAUGUCAGUGGAGAGAUUAAAUCAGUCAAGUGAUAGAAUCCGGGAGAGCCACAGAACCGUGCUGGAGACCGAAGAGCUUGGCAUCUCAAUCAUCCAAGAUUUACACCAGCAGCGCGAGACUCUCCUGAGCUCCCAUAAAAGGCUUCAUGGGGUAGAUAAUGCUAUUGACAAGAGUAAGAAGGUUUUAACCGCAAUGUCACGGAGAAUAACAAGAAACAAAUGGAUCCUUUCAUCUGUGAUCGGAGCUCUUGUUUUAGCUAUAGUUAUUAUUCUAUUUUACAAGCUAUCUCAUUAGCUAAUUAAUAUUCACAAGGUACAACAGGGUGCAAUUCAAGUGAUUUUUAUAUAUACUUUGUAUGUGCUUGAUUGUAUAUAGGAACCACAUAUGAUGUUUGUCACAUCCCUUCAGUUGUUUCUCUUCAUGAUUGGUGAUGUUGUUAAUGGUGUCUUGAUUUUGAUGCUCUAUAUUAUGUUGUCUUUUGAAAUGAAAGAAUGUUGUUAAUUUGAUGCAAGUAAAUUUGAUCAUGUGUACUCAUUUUAUGAUA